Messenger RNA from Colletotrichum gloeosporioides, 783 nucleotides. RefSeq lists its product as uncharacterized. Lineage: Eukaryota; Fungi; Ascomycota; Sordariomycetes; Glomerellales; Glomerellaceae. The transcript has 2 exons. The coding region runs from base 1 to 783 and encodes 260 amino acids. The record is from RefSeq and is a predicted model, not a curated record.
AUGACUUCCAUCAGUCGUAGCGAAGCCAUGAGGCGAGGAUGGGAAACGAGACGACGCAACAAAGCGGAACGCCUCGCUCUAGAGGCUCAGAGACGCGCCUCGCCGGACGCGUCCCCUGCUGCCGCUGCUUCAUUCGAUGAUGUAAGCCGUUUCAACCUCCAAGCCGUUGUAUCCCUUUCUCACCGACAUUCCAGUCUCCUAUGGCCCGAUCUCGCCGUGUGCCAAAGCCAGUUCGGGUCCAGUCCUAGGAGGAUGACGCCGCCCGGCCCGCACAAGAAGUUGCAGACCAUGCGGUCCCCCCCGAGGGUAGACAUCGUCGACGGCGUUGAGCUGAACGUCAGAUACGCUGAUAAAUCCACAGCCUGGAAGUCUGAGUACGACAUCUCUUGGCUGGCCCACUCCAAGGUGCUUGACUUUUGGAAACGCUUCCCUGGCGGUCGGAACGAAGCAGUCCUCGCCUUCAAUGGUGGAUGGAUCCAUUGUCCCCGAGUCAUGGCCAUCAUUGGCCAUCGGAAGGUCUCGGGUCUUUCUCUGCAGUUCAAGGUUAUUUGGCAAGGACUUUCACUGGAGAGGGUUUCGUGGCAAUCCGAGUCGGGAAUUGGAUCGGUCUGCAAACCUGGCACCAUCGAAGGCUACUGGCGCGCCGCUGCUGUUGAGCCCCCCGGCCAAGCACUGGCUCAGAACGCAUGUCUUCCGGCCACCCAUGUAACCAUUGAGGAGGUUUGGCCGUGGGCAUCAGCAAGCUACAUCAAGGAAGGAGGACUUGGCUCAGCUGCGACUUGA